CUUUAGACCCUCAAACUUUUGCAACUAUAACCGCCUAGAUCAACGUGUUCCAAGAUCAAACGGUAAGACGAUAAGCCACGUGGCAGUAUCUCAAGAGACUAGCUGCAACUGACGCACGAUUCUCUCGCUUAUAUAAAAGGAGAGGAGGAGAGCAAAAUGCAAUUCGCAUUGCUCUGUGACUGUUUUUGCUGUGUACAAUUCACUCUCGUCUUUUCAAUUUUCCUCCUCUGUUUGUAUCAAUGGCGGCGGCAAUUCGAUACUUUGAGUUGAACACUGGUGCUAAGAUGCCGUCAGUGGGUUUGGGAACGUGGCAGUCCGAUCCUGGCGUUGUCGGCCAAGCCGUUGAGUUUGCUAUCAAGGUGGGCUACCGGCAUAUUGAUUGUGCUCGAAUUUAUAAAAAUGAAAAGGAGAUUGGUGAAAUUUUGAAGAGGCUGUUUAAAGAUGGUGUUAUCAAGAGGGAAGAGCUCUUCGUUACAUCCAAACUCUGGAACACUGAUCAUUCACCUGAAGAUGUACCAGUGGCACUAAACAAAACUCUAGAAGACUUGCAGCUGGACUACGUUGAUCUGUACCUCAUACAUUGGCCUGUCAGUAUGAAGCCUGGUUCGACUGACUUUAAACCUGAAAACCUUAUGCCAACAAACAUACCUAGCACAUGGCAAGCAAUGGAAAAGCUUUAUGAUUCUGGGAAGGCUAGAGCUAUUGGUGUUAGCAAUUUCUCUACUAAGAAACUGGGAGAUCUUUUGCAAGUAGCUCGUGUUCCUCCUGCUGUCAACCAGGUGGAGUGCCAUCCUUCAUGGCAACAAGCCAAAUUGCAGGAGUUCUGUAAAUCCAAGGGAGUGCACCUCUCUGCCUAUUCGCCGCUUGGUUCUCCAGGUACUACAUGGCUUAAAAGUGAUGUACUAAAGCAGCCAGCUGUAAUCUCAGUUGCUGAGAAAUUGGGCAAGACUCCUGCUCAGGUUUGUCUUCGUUGGGGCAUUCAGAUAGGUCAGAGUGUACUUCCUAAGAGCACACAUGAAGCACGGAUCAAAGAGAAUCUUGAUGUAUUGGACUGGUCUAUACCUGAUGACUUGUUUGCCAAGUUCUCUGAAAUUCCACAGGCAAGGCUGCUGAGAGGCACUUCCUUUGCUCACGAGACGUAUGGUCCGUACAGAACGCUUGAAGAGCUAUGGGAUGGUGAGCUCUAAGGUCUCGGUCAGACUUAAUUGUUGAAGAUAGGCAACACUUGAAAAAAAAGAUAGGCAAAUCUCAAUCCAUUUAUCUCAUAGAUAUAGGCUUCUUGUGCACUUCCUUUUCCUUCCAACUUUGGGAGAUCGGCCAAUGCCAACCCGUUUAUCUCAUAGAUGUAUGCUUCUUGCAUCUGUCCCUCUAUUGCCUGGGUGUGCUGGAAACCAUUCAAGAAUCUUGCAGAUUUUACGAAAUAUUAGUCAAACGUUUGAUUUGCUGGGGUAUCCCAAUAAUUUGUUGUCAUCUUUUAAUAUAUAGUUUAAUGAUUUGCUUUAUCGCACUUUAUAUCCCUUUCCUUCUGUUUGGUGGAAGAAGUAAGAACUGAAAUUUGUGCAUCA
Molecule: messenger RNA, 1565 nt
Organism: Nicotiana tabacum (common tobacco)
Lineage: Eukaryota; Viridiplantae; Streptophyta; Magnoliopsida; Solanales; Solanaceae
Product: aldo-keto reductase family 4 member C10
Molecular function (GO): oxidoreductase activity
Source: RefSeq, a predicted model, not a curated record